CAUGCGAUGAAAACCAAAUGGGGUAUCACCAAAUUCAUAGAUCUGAAAGCAUUUCAUAACCCUCUUAAAGGAUACCUUAUAGAUGAUACUUGUGUCUUUGGCGCCGAGGUUUUUGUUGUCAAAAGUACUUUUAAAGGGGAGUGCUUAUCGAUGAUCAAAGAACCUGCUACAUGUUACCAUCUUUGGGAAAUCACAGAAUUUUCAACUUUACUUGAUGAAAAAUAUUUGUCUGAACCAUUUGGAGAUUAUAACUGGAGAAUUUCGCUCUACCCUAAUGGACAUGCAGAAGGCAAGGGCAACAGUAUUUCAAUAUUUCUAUCGUUGUACAAGGAAAGCAUUCCUCCUAGUACUAAGUUGUUUGUGAAAUCCAUUCUGCGUGUCAAAGAUCAAACAAAAGAAAAUCAUGUCAAUAUUAUAUUUCAAACGGUUUUUUCUCCACUCCUGGAUUGGGGUGCUAGAAAGUUCAUGUCAUUGCAUAAACUCAAGGAUCCAAAACAGGGUUUCUUGGUGGAUAACACUUGCAUCAUUGAAGCAGAAGUUACUGUGCUUGGGUUGAUUAAAACAGAGUCAUGAAUAUGUUGAUAAAUGUCUCAGAAUGCUUUAGAUAUAAUUAUUUGGUUUAACUUGGCUUGGCCUUUAGCCAUAUAUAUGCUGCUAUUAUGUUAUACUUCAAUUCAAACUAGUUCUGUUCACUUUGUGCAAUUCGUUAUGCAUUUAAGUGAAAGACUAUAGAAUCCAAUCCAUCAUAGUAACUGAAAUGCUUGAGACAAAUAAUGUUACUGACAUUAUUGGUACAUGAUAUUACAUGAAAAAUUACAUGCAAUAUAGUUUUAUUGCAAUCAAUAAGUAAUGAUGUGAAUUC
Messenger RNA from Pistacia vera, 862 nucleotides. Its product is annotated as MATH domain and coiled-coil domain-containing protein At3g58410-like. The coding region runs from base 7 to 573 and encodes 188 amino acids. The record is from RefSeq and is a predicted model, not a curated record. NCBI's taxonomy places the organism in Eukaryota, Viridiplantae, Streptophyta, Magnoliopsida, Sapindales, Anacardiaceae. The transcript is spliced from 3 exons. Gene Ontology annotation, molecular function: protein binding.